AUGGCUUUCAAAGAAAGUUCUAUUAUGUUGCUGGCCUCUUUGGGUGUCGUGUCGGCUUCUUGUAUAUCUUCCGGAGACCAAACAACCAUAAAUAAUCUAUUCUCUUCGGGUGGUGAAGGGACCAUCGUUCAGCUCUGUGCAGAUGCUGCCAUUAUUGUUUCUGGGCCAGUUACGUUCACAGCCUCGAACCAGGAGAUUUCAACAGAGGGCUAUCCCACUGAUGACACCCGGGCAAUUAUUCAGCCUGCCUCGGGCACGAAUACAACUACAAUGAUCACUGGGUACGGGUAUGACUACCUUCGUAUAUUGAACAUUCAGCUUGAUGGGCUUCGUCCUACCCUAGGGUUGGUUGCGAAUGGAGGUGCCAAUAUCGACAUCGGCCAAGGCAGUAACGGGAUUAUCGUAUCGAAUAUCGUAUCCAAGAACACUCGUGGAUGGAGUUGCCUUCAUCUGCUUCAGUCGGGCAACUCUACUCCAUGCACAAACGUGACAAUCAGCAAUAAUAACAUCGGCCCAUGUGGAAACGAGGGCCUUAGCUCUACCGGUGUGUCUCAAUGGGCGGACGGUAUCUCGUUUGCUUGCGAGAACUCUCUUAUAGAGAAUAACUUGGUCAAUGGUAGUACUGAUGGAGGAAUUGUCUUGUUCGGAGCUCCCAAAACGACCGUCAAAGACAACACCAUUAUUUCUUCCAGCACUGAAUCGGGAUUCGGAGGGAUCAACAUGGUCGACUAUCUCUACGGCGGUAGUUAUGACGGUGUUGUCGUGACGGGGAAUACAAUUACGGGGAAAAAGAUGUUCAAUGUCGGGAUUGCCAUCGGUGCAUAUGCCUGGUCUUUCAAUGAUAUUGCUUUGUUGCAAGGACCAGCAACUAUCUCGGACAAUACCUUUAGCGGAAAUCUUCCCUUUGCUAUUGCCAUCAACGGCUGGAGAGGUGGUCUCAUGGUCACUGGGAACGACGUGUCUGGAGUAAACAGCCCGAGCUCUGAUUACUCGGAUUCGAAUUCCUGCAACGCGGCAACCAAGGCGUUGUGGAGCGAGAGUGCUCAUCUGUCGUACUACCCGUCCGGUCUCAUAGGUCCCUCCAGUCUGCAGUCUGGCUUUGUCGCCGCAUCGGCCAACUCAACCAACUUCAUCUGCACUACGCCCCUUCUCCCGACAUCAAUUACGUACGGACUGAAUGGUCUCAAUGUCGGGGUUAACAAUGUCCUUGCCAACCUUCACGGCAAUAUCUACACCUCAUACCAAGGCGACAACAACAUUGUGGUGUACAAUACUGCGACUGGCACCGCCGUCACUGAGUGGGCUUCUGGACAUACAGAUUCCGCCUGCAGCACGACCAGCACGUGCACCUGUGACUUCCAGGGCGAUGGGAAUUUUGUCACGUAUGUGGACGGGGUGGCGCAGUGGUCUUCUGGGACAGCAAGUGAAGGCCAUACGGUGACUUUCUUGAAUGAAUCUCCGUGGAUUGAAAUUGCGAAUGCAGCUGGAGCAGUCAUUUGGACCACCGUUGAUACGUAG
Molecule: messenger RNA, 1518 nt
Organism: Penicillium riverlandense
Lineage: Eukaryota; Fungi; Ascomycota; Eurotiomycetes; Eurotiales; Aspergillaceae
Product: right-handed parallel beta-helix repeat-containing protein
Exons: 4
Coding region: 1-1518 (505 amino acids)
Source: RefSeq, a predicted model, not a curated record